Molecule: messenger RNA, 2121 nt
Organism: Drosophila grimshawi
Lineage: Eukaryota; Metazoa; Arthropoda; Insecta; Diptera; Drosophilidae
Gene: ZnT86D
Product: zinc transporter 7
Exons: 4
Coding region: 410-1525 (371 amino acids)
Biological process (GO): intracellular zinc ion homeostasis; zinc ion transport; transmembrane transport
Cellular component (GO): membrane; Golgi apparatus
Molecular function (GO): zinc ion transmembrane transporter activity
Source: RefSeq, a predicted model, not a curated record
GUUAAGUGAAGUGCAACCCUGACUUCUUUUUGUCACAAUAAAUGUUUACUGGGAUACGUAGACGUCUAUUUUGAUGACAACACGGCAGAUUGGUACGGGUUAAAUCUUUUUCGAUGAAUUUCGAAAAAUGAAUUAAAUUACAUGUGCUAAAUAAAACCAAACAAAACAACAAAAGCCACAACGGCUCUGCCAACACCUGUGCAAAUAAGCGGCCGUCAGAUCCACACAUUGACGUAGCACGAAGCUUUACGUGCCAUUUUAUUGACACGAAAGUUGCCGCCGACGCCGCAGAGAAAUUCUUGAGUGCCGCAAGUGUUGAGCGAUUAACAGCAGCAGCAGCAGAAGCAGCGCCAGCUGGAGUGCGGAAACAGCUAAACACAGCGAUAAUUCCACCGCACGUGCCGCCAAUAUGAUACCGUUAACGCAUAAGGAUCGCAGCAAUUUUGGCUAUCGCGUCAAGGAGAAACUGAACAGCUGGAAGCGACUCAUCUUCUCCGAUCGCAAUUCGCGCAACUUGUUUCUCUUUCUGCUGCUCAAUUUGAGUUUCGCAUUCGUUGAGCUCUUCUAUGGCAUUCUAACAAAUAGUUUGGGUCUCAUCUCGGACUCGUUUCACAUGUUCUUCGAUUGCACGGGUCUGCUGGCUGGUCUGGCCGCCUCGGUCAUUACGAAAUGGAAAGCCAAUGAUAAGUUCUCCUAUGGCUAUGUGCGUGCCGAGGUGUUGGCGGGCUUUGUGAAUAGUUUAUUUCUGCUCUUUAUUGCCUUCUUCAUAUUGUCGGAGGGCGUUGAGCGGCUGAUAGAGCCGCCGGAGGUUAAGCACGAGCGUCUGUUCGUUGUCUCCGUGCUGGGGCUGCUCGUCAAUCUUGUGGGCAUCUAUGCAUUUAAUCAUGGCGGUCAUGGUCACUCGCACGGCGGCGGUGGACAUGGACACUCACACGGUGGCGGCGGCGGCGGCUCCAGUCAUGGACACUCACACAGCCACAACGAUCUCAGCAAUCACAAUCAUCAGGCAAUCUCAUUGGAUAAUGGUCAUGGACACUCGCACGAUCAUGGCAGCCAUGGACAUUCGCAUGAUCUCUCCAGCGGCAGCAAUUCACAGAUAAUGCGUGGCGUUUUUCUGCAUAUUCUGGCCGAUACACUCGGGUCGGUGGGCGUCAUCAUUUCGGCCGUGCUAAUGCAAAUGUUUGGAUGGAUGAUAGCGGAUCCCAUUUGCUCCAUAUUCAUAGCGCUGUUAAUUGCGCUGAGCGUGCUCAGCUUAAUCAAGGAGUCCAUAUUGAUACUGAUGCAACGACAGCCAUCGGCACUCGAUCGCUCGCUACUGCAGUGCUAUCAGAAGGUGACGGGAUUGGCCGGCGUCUAUUCGGUGCAGGAGCCGCACUUUUGGACGCUCUGCUCGGAUGUCUAUGUGGGUGCCAUCAAGCUGGAGGUAUCCAAAAAUGUGGAUCCCACAUAUGUUGUGACGCAUACGCGCAUGAUAUUCGAGGCGGUUGGCGUCAAACAGAUCUACAUACAGCUCGACUAUGUGUGAUGAUAUUGAGCUGAAUAAUACCCAUAUAUCAUAUUUAUAUAAAUAUAUGACUACUAUGUACAUAUUGAGCAGCGUGUGUCGUGUCUAUAUGUGUGUAUACUGUAGAACGAUAUGAUAAUUAUGUGCUUUUCUACACCUAAAUUUUAGUUAUUCAAAAAUCAGCUGUAAAAUGUAACCUUAACUUAUACGAGUAAUUUUUUGAAAAUUUUGUUAAUUUAUGUUUUUUUCUGCCAUCUUGUUAAAAUGAUGAUUCAUUCCAAUAUUAUCGAUGCGAAAGCACAGUGAACGUAGUGCAACAAUGCAGCAAUGGCUGCCUAUAUAGAAACUUAGUAUAAUUGUAAUAUAUAUAAGACCGAAAAACUGUGCAUUCAUAAUGAUACAUGCAGUUAUUUUUUCAAUUCAAAAGAACAAACAUACAUACUAAACAUUUAUAAAACAAAAAUUGACUGAAGCACUUUCCAAAACUUCCAUUAUCCAAAUGGAAAUGAAAAAAGAAGCAAUUGCAAUGAAAGCCAACUGCAAUUUACCACAGUUUUGCUGCAUCAAAAUGAUGAACGAAAUAAAAAAGAAUUUGUUAAUAGCGUUUUUUACACAUA